GUGCUGCGACACUCUCGUGGCCGGCCCUGGCCCGGUAGCCUCCACUUGUGCCGCAGAGAGCUCUGCAUCAGGAUCAGCACCAGCAUCAGCAUCAUUCCCGCAACAACCUCCUCUCCUAUCACCACCACACUCCCGCUCCUCCCCUUCCUCCUCCCCAUCCUCCUCCUCCGCUGGCCCCCCACCGCCCCCGCCGUUCUUCCAAGAGGUGAUAUGCACGGUGCAGCGCAUGGUGACGCUCUACAGCACGGCGCGGCGGGAGGUGGUGGCCGUGACAUCGCUGCCCUCGGAGCCUUACAGUGUUGACAGAUUUGGCGAUGUGGUGGUGGCAGGGUGCUAUGGCACCGUGUGCCUCUACCUCAUCCGUCGGGAGCUGGUCAAGAAGACAGCUGGUUGGACCAAGGACGGCGCUCCAGAGCUCACCACCGCAUCCCACCCCGCCCACCACCAUCACCACCACUACCAACCACAGCAGCAACAGAGAGGGGUCAAGGGCGCAGCAGGGGCAGCAGCGGCAGAGGAGGAGGAGGAGGAGAGGGUGUGGUUUGAGGCGGCAGGGAUGGUGGGGGGGUUUGAGAGCAGUCUGAUCGGCUCCUCUAUGUGCAACUCUGUGCGGUUCGGCACCGUUGGCAACUGGGUGCGCAUGCUAGUGGCCCAUCAGAACGGUUAUCUCUACCUCUUCACGCUGCCACCGCCCUUCCAGCCAGCCACAGCUCGCCACGUGGGCCGGUCCGAUUGGGUUUGUGGCGCGCAGAGCCUCGAGGAUGCUCGGCAGAUGGCCCUGGAGGCUCGGUGCCGAACCUCCCAAGAAGGUUUGGGAAGCGGCGAGGCUGCGAAGGACGAAGGGGAAGGAACGCGGCAUGCGAUUGUUACUGCUGCUACUGCUACAGCCUCUGCGACUGCCUCCGCUGCUCCUGCAGCUGCUGCUACAGCUGCUGCGACUGCUUAUGGAGGGGACAAUGCAGGGUUGGAUCUGAGCGUGAGUGCAGAGGGGAGUGAAGGCAGAGCAGCUUCAGCCACGGCUGCCACAGCCGCUGCCACGGCUUAUGGUGGGGGAAGUGCAGGGUUGGAUCUGAGCAUGGGUGCGGAGGGGAGCGAAGGCAGAGCAGCUUCAGCCACGGCUGCUGCAGUGGCGUCGGCAGCAGCAGCAGCAGCGGUGCCGGCACAUUACCCUGCGGGGUCGGUGCCUCUGAGUGUGAAGCUCAACCUAAGAGACCUCACCACCGUUGACAUGCCCACAUCGGCGCCAGUGACCAUCCGCUCGGCCCCAGCAGGAGGGUUGGUGCGCACAUCGGCGCGCCUCGUCAACGCCAUCGGCCCCUUCCCCAUGCCGCUCAACUUCGCCCUCGUCUCGCCCAACGGGGAGUGGAUUGCAGUUGUCGGGGACCUCGCUGCUGUGUGUGUGCUGGAUCGGGCAUCUGGGUUCAGAGUGAGUGGGAUGGCCAGCAGGCGGAUUCCAUUGGCCUCUAUAGGCGCCGCCCACGGAUGCCAGUACCUGGCUUGGAACCCUUCAUCCUCGUUACUAGCAGUCUCCAGCGACACACUUGAAGCCGUGUACCUGUGGGGCGUGUCUCGUACCUCCCAACCUCGUGCAUCCGAGGCAGCAGCAGAACCAUCACCAUUAAAAGCCCGACCUUUCACCAGAGCCUCAGCAGCAGCAGCCGCAGCCGCAGCCGCACAGCAGUUACCAUCAGCAGCAACAGCAACAGCAGGAUCAGCAGCAGUACCAUCAGCAGCUUCAGCAGAAGCGCCAGCAGCGCCAGCAGUGCAGUUGACCCCGCUAGUGAAGCUGGAGCAGGCAUUCCAGUCUCCCCCGCUCGCACUGCAAUUUGACUGCUUCAACCCGCACCUUCUGCUGGUUGUAGAGCGGUGCAGAGCGGUGCACGCUGUGGACGUGCGAGCGCCCCAUGCCAGGCAGCAGAUCCAAGUGCACCGCCAACCGUCAUCGGAAGCAGAGGAGCAGAGGGAGGACGCAAGGGAGGAUGGCCGCUGGGUAGUUGCUUUGGAGGGUCUCCCCACCACCGCUGUGCCUCAUGCUGCUACUGCCGCUGCUGCUCGUGCUGCCGAUGAUGCUGAUGCUGCCACUGCCGCUGCUGCUCGUGCUGCUAAUGCUGCUGAUGCUGCUACUGCCGCCGCUGCUCGUGCUGCUGCUGGUGGUGCUGGUGCUGCUCCUGCUGCUGGCGGCACUCGUGCUGCUGCUGGUGCUGCUGCCGCCGCUGCUGGGGCUGCAGCCGCCGUCGUUGGGGCUGUUUCCGCUGCUACGGGUGCCGCUCGUGCUGUUGAUGGUGCUGGCCGUGCUGCUGGGGCUGCUGUGGCUGCUCGUGCGACAGUGGGGGGAGUGGUGGGGGGCAUGGUGGAUGCAGCACAGGACCAGCUGAGGCGCCGGUUGCAGCAGCUGGAGCAGCUGUUGCAGCGCCGCAACCAGCCACCUGUCAGUGACGUGGUGGGGCUCGCGGCUUACCAUCACCCAGGGGUGCUCGUGUCGACAGAAACCACCGUCUUCCAGUAUCCCCGCAUGGGAGCCUGGUCACCUGCCUCUCACCGCCUCUAUCCCAAGCGUUUCAAGGAGGUGGUACGGCUGCUGUUGAUGGGACACUACGCUACUGGGCAGUGGGAUUACAGUGUUGCUGCUGACAGCCACAGCAGCCAGGCGCAGUCUGACAGCAGGUACCUAUGGCUGCUUCCCCUGGAAGUAUUGCUUCAGAUAAUUGGACAUGCAGCUACACCACUUUGUAUGUGGAUUAGUGAUGCGUAA
Molecule: messenger RNA, 2752 nt
Organism: Closterium sp. Naga37s-1
Lineage: Eukaryota; Viridiplantae; Streptophyta; Zygnematophyceae; Desmidiales; Closteriaceae
Source: the annotation of a GenBank genome assembly